Molecule: messenger RNA, 2821 nt
Organism: Numida meleagris (helmeted guineafowl)
Lineage: Eukaryota; Metazoa; Chordata; Aves; Galliformes; Numididae
Product: disintegrin and metalloproteinase domain-containing protein 9-like
Exons: 22
Coding region: 191-2608 (805 amino acids)
Biological process (GO): proteolysis
Cellular component (GO): plasma membrane
Molecular function (GO): metalloendopeptidase activity
Source: RefSeq, a predicted model, not a curated record
UUUGCAUUAAGCUGCCUAACCAGUUUUCUUGCAAGCCUAAUGGAUGAACUUUUACUUCCCGUUUCCUUAGCAGGGAUGAAGUAUCAGAGAACUUUUUCUGUUGUUUACCUUCAGAGCAGACGGUUCUCGUUCUUCUAGAUCUGUGCAGAGCAGCUGAGAGCCAGGUACAGUGUCUCCAGGAAAUCUAGUCAUGCUAAAGCACGGCCUGUUUUUCUUCACUUUUGGACUAUCUUUAACUGGAAACUCUUUUUGGAUGAAAGGUGUGUAUUCUGAAGAGGCAUCCAGACUUUCUACAUUCGAAAUCAUUAUUCCUCGAAGGUUGACAGACAAACAUCGCCCAUUUCCUCAUGAGGAGCAUUCAGAUGACGAUCUUUCUUACUCAAUUAAAACCAGAAAUGGAACAUACCUCCUAACACUGAAGAAAAAUAAAGACCUCGUUAGCAAAGACUUUAUGCUGUAUACAUAUGGGAAAAAUGGGAAACUGGAAGCAACACAAUCAAAAACCAAGAUGCACUGUUACUAUCAUGGCACUGUUGAAGGAGUGGCUGACUCGGUGCUUGCUCUUAGCACAUGCGAUGGCCUGAGGUAUUACCUCUUGCUUUUUCCUUCAAGAGGAAUUGUCUACAUUGCUGGCAAAUGGUAUGGAAUGGAGCCGCUCAACACAUCCAGAACAUUUGAACACAGGUUUUACCAGUUUGAAGAUAUGCAGCACAUUCCUUUCCAAUGCGGUGUGCUGAAUGACAGCCUUCAUCAUGAGAUGAAGAUGUUUGUGAAGCAGUCUGUGAAAUAUGCAUUUUCACCAAACAGUACCUCUAGUAGGGAAGAGCUUUUGAGGAAGAAGCGAGCUGUCCUGCCACAGAAAAGCUACGUGGAAUUAUUUGUGGUUGUGGAUAAUAACAGGUUUUUGCAGAAGAACUCUGAUCCUGCUGCGGUGCAAAAGGAAACAGUUGAGCUGAUUAAUUAUGUUGAUGGGAUGUAUAAAGCAUUAAAUAUCCAGAUCGUUUUGGUUGGAUUAGAGAUUUGGACAGAUACAAACCAAAUUUCUGUAAUGGAUGGUUCCGCCGGAGAUGUACUGAGUAGAUUCGUUUCUUGGAGACGGACAGAUCUUCUUAAGCGUUCAAGAAAUGAUGUCAGCCAUCUCAUAAUAGGGAGAGGGUCUUAUGGUGGAUCCCUUGGAAUGGCUUUUGUAGGUACCGUCUGCUCACCGGAGCGGGGAGGGUCCAUCAGCACUUUGAAUGGUAACAAUGUGUUCCGUCAUGCUACAGUAGUUGCACAUGAAUUGGGACAUAACCUUGGAAUGAAACAUGAUGAUAAAAGGUGUCCUGCAUCCUACAUUAUGUACAGCACAGAUAAGGGAUCCAGGAAUUUCAGUUCCUGCAGCGCUGAUGAUUUUGAGAACCUUAUUCUAAAUGGAGGAGGAAACUGCCUCAGAAAUCCACCCAAAACAAGUAAUGUUUACAAAGAGCCUGUCUGCGGUAACAAUGUGAUUGAUAACAACGAAGAAUGUGACUGUGGAAAACCAGAGGAGUGCACUAACCCUUGCUGUGAUGCUGCCACUUGCAAACUUACAUCUGGAUCGCAAUGUGCGCAAGGACUGUGCUGCAAAAAUUGCAAGUUUAAAGCGGCAGGAGCAGAAUGCAGAUCAAAAAUGGAUUUCUGUGAUCUACCUGAAUACUGCAAUGGAAGCUAUGCCUACUGUCCAGACGAUGUUUAUGUCAUGAAUGGUUACCCAUGCAACAACAUGAAAGCAUAUUGCUACUAUGGAGUAUGUCAGAGCUUUGAUUCACAGUGUGAAGCUAUAUAUGGAAAAGGGGCACGAAAAGCACCUGAUCUGUGCUUUCGAAAAGCCAAUAUUAAAGGAGAUAGGUUUGGAAACUGUGGAAUGAGAGGUGGAGUGUACAAGAAAUGUACUGUUGAGCACAGUCUGUGUGGCAAGCUCCAGUGCACUUCUGUUAGUCUUCAAAAUCUUCCUGCUUGGAGUGUUGUCAAUAAUGUAUCCGGGGUGUUAUGCUGGUCUUCUGAUUUUGACUUAGGAUCAGAUAUCCCUGAUCCCGCUCAAGUUCAUGAUGGAACAGCAUGUGGAGAAAAGAAGGCCUGUGUAGCUUUUGAGUGUGUUGAUGCAAGUCAUCUGGGCUACAGCUGCGAUGUACAGCAGAAGUGUAACGAUAAUGGGGUGUGUAACAACAACGGGAACUGCCACUGCGAUUCUGGAUGGGCACCUCCGUUCUGCAACCAGCCAGGCUACGGUGGCAGUAUUGACAGUGGUCCAGCUCACAUGGAUACAUCGCUCCGGGAUGGACUGCUUAUUUUUGUCUUCGUUGUGUUGCCAAUGUUGAUUGUGACUGUGAUAGCAGUCAUUAAGCGUGACGCAAUAAAAAGGAAGUUUUGCAGGAAAAGCAGAAGACAACACAGGGAUAACAAUGCACAGCAACCAAAGCAAAGUAACAGGCCACCCCACAACACAAGAAAUGAUCAGCCUGCCGCAGCAAGCCCCGAUUUUUUUACCAUAUCGCAUUUUCCCGGCCCAAGGCAGCCAGGACAAACGCAGCCUCCUGCAGUUCCUUCAGCACCUCAGCGACCUGCGGUCCCAGCCCUACCCGCUGUCUGAAGAGCUCCUUGGGCAACAGCUGCUGCCAGAAACUGAUAUGGAAGAAUACAAGGGCUGGCAUCCCCCAGCUCCCUCCUGCACGCAGCCAAAGCUCCUUGCAAAACCGCGCACCGCUGGGAAAGGCUUGGUGCCGAGAGACCCUGAGCGCAGACUUUGUAUCACCCCGUUAUUUUGCUAAGAGCUGCUGGCUGUGUUUGUGCCUCUUCUACCUCA